AGUGUUACAAAGGCUGUGGAGGCGUUUAGUACACCAUUCAAAACAUAAACCUCUCCUCCUACCUUAUCCCCUCCUCUCUCUCUCUUUCAUACAGCCAUGACUUCUUCUUCAUCAAUCAUCAACAUCUCUUCUUCAAUCAUUCACCAAACCUCUCUUCAAGAAUUCUCAAGAAAACCCACCUCAAUCUUUCCGUUUUCUUCCCAGAAAUUGACUCAUUUCUCAUCUUUAAAAGCCUCUUUUUCUCGUUUAAAACAGUCUAAUAGAUGUGGGUGUUCUUCAUUUGUUGCAUCUGCAAUUGCUACACCCAAUUCUUCUGUUUUGAGUGAAGAGGCUUUUAGGGGUCUUGGUAGGUAUGAGAAAGAUGAUGACUUGAAUGUGAGUGAGAGUGAGUAUGAGAGUGAGGAGUAUGAAAGUGAUGUUGGGUUUGUGGCAAGUGAUGUUAGUAGUGAUGAACUUGCGAUUACUAAGUUGGGUUUGCCUGAAAAGCUUGUUCAGACUCUUGCUGCUAGAGGAAUUACUGAGCUUUUCCCAAUUCAAAGAGCUGUACUAGUGCCUGCGCUGGAAGGAAAAGAUCUUAUUGCUCGUGCAAAGACCGGAACUGGGAAAACACUGGCAUUUGGUAUACCAAUCAUCAAGCGUCUUACUGAGGAUGACCAGGAAAGAGGGUCUCAGAGGCGGUCUAGGCUUCCCAGGGCAUUGGUUCUUGCACCAACAAGGGAACUGGCAAAGCAAGUAGAAAAUGAAAUCAAGGAAUCUGCACCAUAUUUGAACACAGUUUGUGUGUAUGGAGGAGUUUCAUACACCCAACAGCAAGGUGCACUCUCACGUGGAGUUGAUGUUGUUGUUGGAACUCCAGGUAGAAUUAUUGAUCUAAUAGAACGUAACACCCUCAAAUUGGGGGAGGUUGAAUUCUUGGUCCUUGAUGAAGCCGAUCAAAUGCUUGCUGUCGGUUUUGAGGAAGCUGUGGAGAUGAUUCUAGAAAAGAUUCCUGUGAAGAGACAGAGUAUGCUUUUCUCCGCAACAAUGCCUAGUUGGGUGAAACAACUUUCAAGAAAAUAUUUAAAUAGUCCUAUGACCAUAGAUCUGGUUGGUAAUCAAGAUGAAAAAUUGGCAGAGGGGAUCAAACUUUAUGCCUUAGCAUCCACUUCAACUUCAAAGCGUGCUAUUCUGAGUGAUCUUGUAACGGUGUAUGCAAAGGGUGGGAAAACUAUUAUUUUUACACAAACCAAACGAGAUGCUGAUGAAGUCUCAUUAGCAUUGACAAAUAGCAUUGCUUCAGAGGCUCUGCAUGGUGAUAUAUCUCAACACCAGAGGGAGAGAACUCUAAAUGGAUUUAGGCAGGGAAAAUUUAAUGUGCUUGUUGCCACUGAUGUUGCAUCUCGCGGGCUUGAUAUUCCCAAUGUCGAUUUAAUUAUCCACUAUGAACUACCCAAUGACGCGGAGACGUUUGUUCAUCGAUCUGGCCGCACGGGACGUGCAGGAAAAGAAGGUUCUGCAAUUUUGAUGUACACUAAUAACGAGAAGAGAAAAGUCAGAUUUAUUGAGCGUGAUGUUGGAUGUAAGUUUGAGCUUAUUAGUCCACCGGCUGUUGAAGAGGUGUUAGAGUCAUCAGCUAAGCAAGUUAUUGUCACCCUUGGUGGAGUUCAUCCUGCGUCCGUGGAGUUCUUCACGCCAACUGCACAAAAAUUGAUAGAUGAACAGGGGACUGGUGCACUUGCUGCUGCAAUAGCACAGUUGAGUGGUUUUUCGCGUCCUCCAUCAUCUCGAUCUCUGAUAUCGUAUGAACAGGGAAAAGUCACACUUCAGUUGACACGUGAUCCUGCUUAUGCUAGAGGGUUCUUAUCUGCCGGAUCUGUCAUUGGAUUUUUAUCUUCAAUAUACACAACAGCAGCUGAUGAGAUAGGAAAAAUACAAAUGAUUGCAGAUGAAAGGGUUCAAGGUGCUGUUUUCGAUCUCCCUGAGGAGGUUGCCAAAGAGUUGCUUGAAAAGCAAAUACCACCUGGGAACACCAUUACUAAGAUUACCAAGUUGCCUGCUUUGCAAGAUGAUGGGCCAUCAAAUGAUAAUUAUGGCAGAUACUCCAACAGAGGGGGUGGUAUGCGAGGAGGAUCUAGGGGUGGGAGGGGUUAUGGUAGCUCCCGUGGCAGGAGUGGGGGUCGAUUUUCUGAUGGUGACGAGAGGCGAGGUGGUGGCUGGGGUGCCGGUCGUGAUGGUGCACGAGGUGGUAGCUGGGGUGCAGGUCGUGAUGGUGCACGAGGUAGUGGUGGCAGUAGUUGGUCAAGAACUUCAAGAAGCAGCGGGAGUGAUUGGCUGAUCAGUGAUAGAAGAUCUUCACGCUCACCAUCUUAUGGAGAUAGCGACAGGAGCUUUGGGGGUGCGUGUUUUACCUGCGGACAGUCUGGGCAUAGGGCAUCAGAAUGCCCCAAGAAGCUAGGUUUUUAGAUAUUGAUAUGACAAUCCUGUUGCUGCUGGCUUGUGAAUUGGUGAAAGGCUACCACUACUUCAUAACCAUUAUUUCUGUCUCCUAUAUCGUUAUUCACCCGAAGAUGAUCAAGGGGUCCAAAAAGCUGAUAAAAUUGAUGCUGGACAAUAUUAGGGACUGUGAUGCAGCUUCAUUGUUCUCUGCUUCAGUCCUCCGUGCUCCAAACACACAACAGUCAAACUACAUAGUAUAUGGGUUUAAUGUGAUUUUGCUUUGCUGAUUUUGUCAUAUUUAGUGUUAACUUUCGUAUAAACUAAACUUGAUUGCCGAGGCAAUAGUAUGUUUACAAAUUUUGUUGUUUGCUUUUCUACUCCCUGUACGUAAGAAACUUUAGAUUGAAUAGAUUAGGUAUUUGAUCUUUUACAUGUGCUUGUGGCUAGAUAUAGACCGAUGAGUUUCUUUAGUUUUCAA
Messenger RNA from Daucus carota subsp. sativus, 2893 nucleotides. Its product is annotated as DEAD-box ATP-dependent RNA helicase 3, chloroplastic. The transcript is spliced from 10 exons. Gene Ontology annotation, molecular function: zinc ion binding; RNA binding; ATP binding. Lineage: Eukaryota; Viridiplantae; Streptophyta; Magnoliopsida; Apiales; Apiaceae. The record is from RefSeq and is a predicted model, not a curated record. The coding region runs from base 97 to 2442 and encodes 781 amino acids.